This is a messenger RNA of Aegilops tauschii subsp. strangulata, 534 nucleotides long. NCBI's taxonomy places the organism in Eukaryota, Viridiplantae, Streptophyta, Magnoliopsida, Poales, Poaceae. The record is from RefSeq and is a predicted model, not a curated record.
AUGGCCUCAAUCACUUGUUCUAAUUGCAACAAAGUUGGCCAUAGAUACACCAACUGCCAUGAUGCUUUGAAGCCUGCACUAGCCAUGAGAAAGAACAUGCCUGAGCCAAGCAGCAGUUCUUACCCACCUGAUGCUGCUACUACUGCCUCUUCUGCUGCACCAACACUAGCGAGGAGGGCUUCAUCUUCUGCCACUACACCAGCACAAGCAAGGAGGGCUCCAUCUUCUGCCACUACAGCAGCACAAGCAAGGAGGGCUUCAUCUUUUGCCACUGCACCAGCAGCAAUGAUGGCUCCAUCUUCUGCCAAUGCACCAACACCAGCAAGUAGGGCUUCAUCUUGUGCCACUGCACCAUCAAGUAGAUCUGCUACUGCUGCUGCAAAGGGUAAGGCACCAGCAAACAUGGCUUCAACUGCUGCUACAAAGGGAGCAAGGGCAGCUUUCUUGCCUCCAAGACCAAACAGUGGUUCCCAGAGAGUCAGGAAGCCAACCCAGAAAAUAAAGGACUACUUGACUGCUUCUGGUGCAGCAUGA